Molecule: messenger RNA, 2717 nt
Organism: Neocloeon triangulifer
Lineage: Eukaryota; Metazoa; Arthropoda; Insecta; Ephemeroptera; Baetidae
Gene: eIF3b
Product: eukaryotic translation initiation factor 3 subunit B
Exons: 14
Coding region: 176-2305 (709 amino acids)
Biological process (GO): translational initiation
Cellular component (GO): eukaryotic translation initiation factor 3 complex
Molecular function (GO): RNA binding; translation initiation factor activity; translation initiation factor binding
Source: RefSeq, a predicted model, not a curated record
GAGAGGCUAAAAAACUCGCCUGGCACCUCCUCAUGACUGGUAAUAUUCCCCGUAUGAGACUCGAGUCUACAGGAUAUCCAGGCCAGAUUUCAGCCAGGUGUCGGCUUCCGACCUGAUUCCGCCAUAUUUGUUUCUCUGAGCCGUGUUCCCGACACGACCGCACGCGGUUUCCAAGAUGGGAAAGAAAAAAGAGGGUGAAAGAUCCCCUCGAAAUUUCGAUAAUAACCGCUUCGAUCGUUCCGAGAGCUACGGAGAUGAAGAGCCAAAUUUCAGCGACGAUGAGGACUUCGUCGACGAUAUUACGGACGAAGAACUUCUUGCGGACUACCUCAUCUCCAAGCCCAGGGAAGAGGAUAGCUAUGAAGGAAUCAUUGUUGUCGAUGGCGUCCCUCAAGUUGGGCCUGAGCGCCUUGAGAAGCUGAAGGGCGUCAUCAAGAAGAUGUAUUCCAAAUUCGGAGAAAUUGUUAACGAGUAUUAUCCUGUUGAUGAGAAAAAGAACACUAAAGGAUUCAUCUUUUUGGAAUACAAGCACCCUAGCGAAGCUGCUGAAGCUGUCAGUGUAACGAACAAUUACAAACUUGACAAGCAGCACACUUUCCUUGUCAAUCAUUAUAGCGAUUUUGAAAAAUAUAUGAAUAUCCCUGAUGAGUGGACACCCCCAGAGCCUCAGGAGUACAAAGACCAAGGCAAUCUCCACUAUUAUCUUCUUGAUCCUGAUGCGUACGACCAGUAUUGUGUCAUUUGCGGAGGCGGUAAUAAUGUGCAGAUUUGGCAAAAUUCCGCCCCUGAACCCAACGUUGUUGAGGAGCGACCCAAUUGGUCUGAAACAUACGUUAGAUGGUCACCUUUAGGAACCUACAUGGCUACUUUCCACGCGAGAGGUGUCGCGUUGUGGGGUGGACCUGAAUUCAAGCAAAUCAUGAGGUUUAGCCAUACAGGAGUGCAACUUAUAGACUUCUCACCCUGUGAAAAAUACCUUGUGACAUAUUCCCCUGAUGGACCUUCUGAUCAGCGUCGAGUGAUCAUUUGGGACGCCCGCACUGGUGCUGAGAAACGCUCGUUCUCUUUAGAUGGUGUUUCUGUGUGGCCCAUCUUCCGUUGGUCACCUGAUGACAAAUACUUUGCUCGUCUUGGCCAAGACAUCCUUAGUGUUUAUGAGACCCCGUCGUUUGGCCUUCUGGACAAGAGGAGCAUAAAAAUUCCUGGUAUACGAGACUUUGCCUGGUCACCUACGGAUAAUAUUCUCGUCUACUGGGUCGCCGAGGACAAAGAUGUACCAGCCAGGGUGUGCCUGCUCGAAAUUCCCAGUCGUCAGGAGGUGCGAGCUAACAACCUUUUCAACGUAGCCGACUGCAAAAUACACUGGCAAAAAUCUGGAGACUAUCUGUGUGUCAAGGUGGAUCGAUACAGCAAAGUCAAGAAGGAGAAAAACGAUGUUAAGUACAGCGACAUAAAGAACGGAGGAGCUGGACAUUUUCUGGGAAUGUACUACAAUUUUGAAAUAUUCCACAUGAGAGAGAAACUUAUCCCUGUGGAUAGUGUGGAAAUCAAGGAGCCCAUCCAGGCAUUUGCCUGGGAGCCAAUCGGCUCAAAGUUCGCCAUCAUCCAUGGUGACCAGCACAACAUCAAUGUCAGCUUCUAUGGUGUCAAUCAGGGACAGCCUCCUUCCUUGCUCAAGAAAUUUGAGAAGAGGCAGUGCAACCACCUGUUUUGGUCACCAAUGGGCCAGUUCAUAGUGCUGGCUGGUCUGCGCAGUAUGCACGGCUCAUUGGAAUUUGUCGACACCAAUGAAUUUGUGGUAAUGAACUCUGGAGAGCAUUACACAGCCUCUGAUGUUGAGUGGGACCCAACAGGUCGCUACAUUGUCACUGGUGUGUCCUUCUGGAAGCAAAAGGUGGACAACGGAUUUUGGCUUUGGUCAUUCCAGGGCAAGAAGCUGAAGAAGCACAAUAUUGACGGCUUCUGCCAACUCAUGUGGCGUCCGCGCCCUCCAACCCUACUCAGCAUUAAGCAGCAGAAGGAAAUCAAGAAGAACCUCAAGAAGUACACGCCUCAGUUUGAGAGCAAGGACCGCAUGCGAUCAUCGAAAGCUUCCAAGGAACUUGUUGAGAAGCGCUGCCAGUUGAUGAAGGCGUUCAAUGAGUAUCGCCAGAAGAACAUUGAUGCAUGGAAUGCACAGAAGAAAAGACGUCUGGAGCUUCGCAAUAAUGUUGACACCGACGAACUGGAGUCGGACACGAAAAAUGUAGAAGAGGAAGAAGUUGAGUUCUUGGUAAAGGAAGAUCACACCAUCAUCGACGAGUAGUCGGCGUGGAAUCGGUCGGUUUUUUGGGGGAAGCUUGGUGACUGCUGACUUUCCUCCAGACUGCACAUUGACGCUGACUGCGCCAUUUGCCAACUAAAAACAUUAAUUGUUGCUAGCGUCUCUCUGUUCAUACUUUUGUUUCACACCUGUUUAGAUUUUUCGUCACGCCUCGGAUUGCCUCCCUUAGCUAUUCAACGGAGGUACUUGCGUGAUGGACAAAUCAAAGUAUUUUUUAGCCUUUGAUAUGGUGGCCCUGUUGUUCCACCAAGUCCAAUUUUGGGACUAUUUUUACAGGAAAGUCUUCUUUUGUCGUCAAUUUGGAAUGGUAAACGGCAGAACGUACCACCUCCCAUACAGAUUAUCCCUGAACUGGAACAAUAAAAUGUUUUUAGUCGCUCAAAUACUGGAAUAA